AUGUGUAAAAAAUUAGUGUUUCUCAUUGAAUUGGUCUUAUUAGUAUUCAUCAUUGAUGAGACGUUUUGUGCACCAAAAGGCAAGGGCGCAGGUCCUACUGUUUCCCCUUUGGGAACACGCACAAGAAAUCCAGAUAAAGUACACGGUCAAGAUUCAAUAUGUAAUUUACUGAAUUACGGAGAAUUUAAUGAGCCUGGUAUACAGACUCAUACAUUGAAUGAUCCUAAUGAGCCCAUCAAGAAAUAUCAAACUGGACACAAAAAUCGCGUGGAAUACGUUCGUGCAGUUAUUACCGUUCAAACUAUACAAACCAAAGGCUCAGCAACCAAUGACGCUACUCGAAAAUUUGCACGAGAAAUGGGAAAGCCAACAGAUGAUGCUGGCCAUAUUAUUGGAAACAAUUUAGGUGGUACUGGUCGAAAUGUCUAUAAUAUUUUCCCACAAAGUUCUAAUAUCAAUCGAGGUGCAUGGAGUCAAGAAGAGAAAGAUAUUCGUAAUUUAGUCUUGACUCAUAAACAACCUGUUGAAGUUAUUGUUCAACUAUAUUAUCCAACGAUAGAUGCAACAAGACCAAAUCGUUUCACAUAUCGGGCAGCUUAUAACGGUGCUUGUCAUACAGCUAGUGUUGACAAUCCAUAA
Messenger RNA from Adineta steineri, 639 nucleotides. The record is from the annotation of a GenBank genome assembly. Lineage: Eukaryota; Metazoa; Rotifera; Eurotatoria; Adinetida; Adinetidae.